Molecule: messenger RNA, 564 nt
Organism: Protopolystoma xenopodis
Lineage: Eukaryota; Metazoa; Platyhelminthes; Monogenea; Polystomatidea; Polystomatidae
Source: the annotation of a GenBank genome assembly
AUGCCAUGCUCCUUGAGCCCUAAGCGACAGAAUUCUGGAGGCAUUCAGACCACAUGGCAAGACAUCACUUCGUCAAGGCCAGCGGUUUCUCUGGCCUGUUCUGGGCCCGUUGAAGUCGGUGGCGUGGCUACCCUAUCUGGUCGCACCAACGACGUCGGGACAAAUUCAGACGGAAACGGGGCUAUUGAAACAACAGUUUCCAGUCUUCCCGCUUGCAAGAACCAGACAGUGAAAUUGAGCUGUCUGAAGGACGAAAAUGAUAAAGAAACAGAAGAAGAUGAAGAUAGGAGAAUGGAUGCAGAGGUUCUGGGACAGCCGAGUCAGAGACAAAAUGUGGCUGGUUCGCUCUCUGAAAUGGGCGUUAGGCGCGUCUGCCCUUUCGCCCUUUCUGCCUCACUACUUCCUCACGUCCAUCCGGUCUGCUCCUCGGUUGACCGGCUCAAAUCCCCCGGACCAGUCAUUUUAACCCAAUUCUGCGACCCAACCCUUCCGGUUUUCGGAGCCCUAGAACAAGGCUUAUCCAGGCCAGAUGAAAAGUCAACCAGCACCAGAGUGGCAGUCUGA